AUGAACUAUUCUAACUAUUCUGAGAAACACAAACGAAGUAUAUCUCCUAUUUUGGAGAAAACUAGUGAAGGCAGUAAGAUGAUUCAUCAUAAUAGAGGAAACUAUAUCAGACAUCUUGAAUCGUAGUUGGAAAGAGCAGCAACAAUAGAUUAUGAGGGGUGUGAAUAAAGGAUGAGAGGAAUAGAAUAAUUGAUUGAGGUCAUGAUGAGAGUUGAAGAUUUGAUAAAGUUAUGA
Messenger RNA from Paramecium tetraurelia, 234 nucleotides. RefSeq lists its product as uncharacterized. The record is from RefSeq and is a predicted model, not a curated record. The transcript is spliced from 2 exons. NCBI's taxonomy places the organism in Eukaryota, Ciliophora, Oligohymenophorea, Peniculida, Parameciidae.